ACCACUUAGCCCAGUCUCUUUCACCUCCAAACAUGGCUGCAGCGGUUUAGGGGGGCGCCGCACCUGCACAGACCCAGUGGGGUGCCAUCAAAAGACAACAUCACAUCACAAGGAAGAAAUAGGUGGUUUCAGCUUGAAGGAAGGGGGGAAGACGGCCUUGUGAAAAAUCUUUAGAAAAACCCUGUAAACUCUGGAAACGGAUUAUUAUCUCUUUCAUCCUUAUUUCGUUUUCAUCUUUUUUUCCUCUUUAACUUUCUGCUGUGGUCUCCACACCAAUUUGGAUUACAAGGAAUCUUUUCGGCACAAUUUCGCCAACCGAGUGAAAGAAUUUGGAUUAUCCUCUGAGGUCGACUGCGUCCUUCAACGUCUCAAGGAUCUACCUGCUUAUCCGCUCCACCUGGAACAACUUAGAUGAGCUCAACCUGCUUAUAACACACCAAGCAAAAGGCUUGCACCAACAACUGAUCACUCCAGCUGCAAAGUUGUAAGCCAUGGCGCUGCUGAAGAUGAAGUUCAGCCAGCAGAGGCGGGUGCGUCUGGCCCAGGGCCUCUGGCUGCUCUCCUGGCUGGCAGUGACGUGUGGGUCCUUCAUCUUUUGUCUGGGGGUUUAUCUCAAGAUCGAGCUGCUUCGUAGAGACGAGGUGAUGGAGAACACAGAGAUCCAUGUAGUACCAAACCUCCUAAUGUUGGUCGGCCUGGCCUCGGUUGGAGCCAACUGGGUUGCCAGUCGGGUGUGCCAGGACUCUCUGGAUGCCAGUCGCUUCCCCCGCUGGAAGAUCCUCCUGCUGGGCUGGUAUGCUGUGGCCGCGCUGCUGUGCUGCCUGCUCCUCACUGUGGUCGUCCUCAGUUAUGCCCUGCAGGGGAGGCUGGAAGAGUCGCUGAAGGUGGGCCUGAGGAACGGCAUCCGGUUCUACAAGGAUACGGACGUCCCGGGCCGCUGCUUCCAAAAGGAGACCAUUGAUCGUCUGCAGAUGGAGUUUCGCUGCUGUGGAAACAACAACUUCAAGGACUGGUUCGAGGUUCAGUGGGUCAGCAACCGAUACCUGGAUUUCACUUCUCAGGAAGUCAAGGAUCGUAUACGGAGUAACGUCGAUGGCCGCUACCUGUUAGAUGGCGUUCCUUUCAGCUGCUGCAACCCUGCCUCCCCUCGGCCUUGCCUGCAGAACCAGCUGACAGAUAGCAGAGCCCACUACAACUAUGAAUACCAAUCAGAGGAGCUCAACCUGUACAGCCGCGGCUGCAGGCAGGCUUUAACUGACUACUACAUGGGUUUGAUGAACUCCACCGGACCUGGUGUGCUUUCAGUCAUCCUAAUUCAGCUGUCUGUGCUCCUGAGCAUGCGUUACCUGCAGACAGCCGUGGAAGGAGCAAUGGCCCUGGAGUCUCCAGAGGGUGAAAGUGAGGGUUACAUCCUGGAGAAGGACGUGAAGGCAACCUACGAGGACAUCAAAGCCAAGGCUCUCGACCUCCUAAAGUUUGCCCAAGUCGAUCCGGCUUCCGAAGCCACAGGGGCUGAAGAGGGGGAGAAAGCAGCUGGAGCCACGGAGAAGGCUGCCACGCCACCUCCGGCCAGCUAGAACAAGGAAAACAAAAAAGAUAUAAAAUGAGCUGAGGAGGAUGGGAGGCUGAGUGGGUUUCUGUGUUUUAUUUAUUCAUUUAUAUUUUUGGUUGUGUGACUUGGAUGGUAGCAGGAAGGACACCUGUUGGGUUUUGAGACCCAACAGGUGUCUUGAUUUGUGCUCCAUCUAUGAAGCAGCCACAGCUCCAAUGAACAUGACCAGAACAGGAAAACACAAAGGAAAAAUAAAUCUUCUCUGUGCAGGACUCCAUGAACCAUCAGAGAAUCCGCUCACGAGGUUGUGUAGUACUUUUUGUUUCUUUUCGUUUUUCUAGAAGACAUUCAAAAUUUAUUCAGGUGUAGCAUAAACACAGAAAAACAUACCUGGCAUGUUUUGAGUCAAAUUUGGGAAAGUUAAACUCAGGAAGCUAAGUUUUAUCCCAUGUGCACUGUAUUAUUCAUCUCUCCGCUGUAGUGUUUGUACUGAACUGCAAUGAAAUGUUUAGGCACUUGUUAAACUGGCACAUGAAUAUUAAAUUAAAGGUAGACAUUUUUAACUGC
This is a messenger RNA of Poeciliopsis prolifica (blackstripe livebearer), 2119 nucleotides long. It is a transcript of the gene rom1b, whose product is annotated as retinal outer segment membrane protein 1b. Gene Ontology annotation, biological process: visual perception. Gene Ontology annotation, cellular component: membrane. The transcript is spliced from 6 exons. Bases 492 to 1577 code for a protein of 361 amino acids. The record is from RefSeq and is a predicted model, not a curated record. Lineage: Eukaryota; Metazoa; Chordata; Actinopteri; Cyprinodontiformes; Poeciliidae.